This is a messenger RNA of Rhipicephalus sanguineus (brown dog tick), 1035 nucleotides long. Its product is annotated as fatty acid synthase-like. The transcript is spliced from 4 exons. The annotation marks the transcript as partial. The record is from RefSeq and is a predicted model, not a curated record. NCBI's taxonomy places the organism in Eukaryota, Metazoa, Arthropoda, Arachnida, Ixodida, Ixodidae. Gene Ontology annotation, molecular function: fatty acid synthase activity. Gene Ontology annotation, biological process: fatty acid biosynthetic process.
CGCACACUGGAUCGAGUAGAGGCCGAGGGACCGUACCCGGACUCCGCGUACACCCUGCUCAACCGCGUCGGGCAGCGAAGCGUCAAGCAGUUUCCGUAUCGAGGAUUUGCCAUUGUGCCAGUGGACGGCGUCAACAAGGAGGUGGUGAAGGCAGUGGAGCGGGCGUCGCCCGAAAAACGACCCCUCUGGUUCGUGUUCACUGGCGUCGGCUGCCAGUGGAACAGCAUGGCACGCCAGAUGAUGCAGUUUGGCCCUUUUGCGGAAUCCAUCCGCAAGUCACACGCGCUUCUGCAGGACAACUUCGGAGAAGACCUGAUGGAUUUGGUGACCUCUGACGAGCCUCGAUGCAAAUCACUUAAGGGUUCAUUCGUCUCCAUUGUUUCGGUACAGCUUGCCCUAGUGGACACGCUUCAAGCUCUGGGGAUCCAGCCUGACGGCAUGUUGGGUCACUCGGCUGGCGAGGUGGGCUGUGCUUAUGCGGAUGGAGGCUUCACCGCAGAACAGGUGUUGAUUUCCGGCUAUUGGCGAGGCCGCUGCAUAGAAGAGGCCUAUGCGUUGGAUGGUGCCAUGGCUGCAGUAGGGCUCACUUGGGAAGAGACCAAACGGCGCUGUCCCCCGGACGUGUACCCUGCGUGCCACAAUGCGGAAGAUUCUGUCACUGUGUCCGGCACAGCCGAAGCGGUCGAAAAGAUGGUUGCGCAACUCCAAGCAGAGGGAAUUUUCGCCCGUAAGGUGGAUAGCAUGGGAGUGGCUUUUCACACCAAGCACAUCGAGAGCAUCGGACCUGCCUUUCGAGAAGUUCUUCAAAAGGCCAUACCCCAACCAAAGGCACGCAGCAAGCGCUGGAUUAGCACAUCAGCGCCGGAGAGCCGUUGGGGAGAGCCGGACGCGCAGCUCUGCUCUGCCGAAUACCACGUCAACAACUUCCUAAACCCCGUGUUGUUCUGUGAGGCCCUCGCUCAUGUACCUAAGGACGCCAUCUUACUGGAGAUUGGACCACACUGCCUUUUGCAGGUGAGUGGCAUGCCAGAAUGA